Messenger RNA from Clunio marinus, 192 nucleotides. Lineage: Eukaryota; Metazoa; Arthropoda; Insecta; Diptera; Chironomidae. The record is from the annotation of a GenBank genome assembly.
AUGAAUGUUUGUGUGCGUUUGUGUUUCAUGUUCGUUUUGAUUCCCAAAGUAUCCCGAAAACAAGAGUUGAAAAAUGAUUUUACGACUCUUUGCGGUACUUUGUCGACCCCUUCGCCUAUUUGUCGUUUAUCAAUGUUUCGAGAUAAAAGAAGUGGAAAAUUUCAAAUGAAGCAUAUCGAAGUGGAGUUUUAA